Messenger RNA from Triticum aestivum (bread wheat), 796 nucleotides. RefSeq lists its product as uncharacterized. The coding region runs from base 114 to 473 and encodes 119 amino acids. The transcript has a single exon. The record is from RefSeq and is a predicted model, not a curated record. NCBI's taxonomy places the organism in Eukaryota, Viridiplantae, Streptophyta, Magnoliopsida, Poales, Poaceae.
CACCCCAGCCAGCCUCCUCGUCUCCGCAGAUCAGCAGCCCCCAAAUCGGCGACCCCUCGCUCUCUCUCCGAUCUCCAAUCCUCCACCUCGCACACGCGCACCAACCGGGCACGAUGCGGGCGAUCUCGUCGGCGGCGGGAGGGAUGCUGCGGGCGCGGCUGCGCGCGGCGGUGCGCCUCCGCGGCGGGCACGGCGACGGCGGGGGCCGCUGGACGACGCCCGGCCACGAGGUGCGGCCCAAGGGGUACCCGAUGAACCGCACGCCGCCGCCGCCGGGCGAGUCGCGCAAGUGGGAGGACUGGGAGCUCCCCUGCUACGUCACCUCCUUCCUCACCGUCGUCAUCCUCGGCGUCGGGCUCAACGCCAAGCCCGACCUCACCCUCGAGACCUGGGCGCACCACAAGGCGCUCGAGCGCCUCCAGCAGCAGGAGCUCGCCGCCGCCUCCGCCUCGGCCGACGCCCUGUCCGAGUGAUCCGCGCGCGCGCGCCCCAGGUCUUCCUCCAAGCCUAGGUCGCUUCUGUUCUGUUUUGCUUCCAAUAAGGGUUGGUUGUGAACUUGUGAUGUACCAAUCUGAUAUUGAUGGGACCUGGGCGGAACACUAUAUUUCUGUUUCUGUUUUGUUGUUGAAAUUUAUCUGAUGAUGAUGGCAGAUACCGUAUGCAUUUCGAAAUGCCCUGUGGUGUCCCAAACAUUUUGAAAUGCCUCUGCAUUGUAUUGUCUUGUGUAUCCCUUAUUUAUUUCCUUGGGCAUGAUUUGCUACAUGCUUUUGCGAGCGUAAUUAGGACCGAUUGUACC